ACCGCCAGGUGGCAUUCUUCUGCGUUUCGUUCGUCAUCAUCACACAGUCCCCUCUGUAAGAUUGAUUUUAAUGUUCUGGCUCUCCCGUCAAAAAUGGCGAACCGUUGCUUUCUCCCUCGUUCUUAUUCUCUGUGUAUAUCAGUUUGAAUCUUCAUCUCCUUUUCUCUGCUCCUGUCGUCGACGUUCUCGUCCUUCGCGCUUACGCCUUCGGCAAGAUGCCAAUGGAAAGGUCGUACAGCAAUGCAAGAAUGGCCAAUAGUUUCAUGUACUGGAAUGAUUGUGUUGACCCAGAUGAUUUAGAAGCAAUGUGGAUGGAUCCUGCGGUGAGAGCUGAAUGGUUAGAGGUUGGGGAAACUAAAGGGCAGAAGGUUCAUCUCUCAAGGGAUCCUGAUGGUCAGCCUUAUCUGACUCAGACUGAGAUGAAAGCUGUUGCUGAUAUUACUGUCCGGAGACAUUUUGAUUCAAUACUGGAUCCGGAAAUGAUAUGCGCAAUUGCGGAGCUUGAAAGUGACCGGAAGCCUCUCAUUAUGCGGUACAACAAAAAGACCAAGGAAACUGGCUUAGGGAUGUUACAAGUUUUUGCAAAGACAGCAGAGUGGUUGGCUGGAGGACAAGGUUAUCAGGAAUAUAAUGUGGAUGAAAAUCCUGAUCUUCUUCACAAGCCAUUUAUAAAUGUAUAUUUUGGGGCGGCUUACCUGAAAUGGUUGACAGACUAUCAGAAUAAUCAGAGAAGUGAAGAGUUUGUUGUAAGAGCAUAUAAUGGAGGGACAAAAAAGGCGACUCACAAAUCUACACUGCCAUAUUGGAAAAGAUACCUUGUAGUGAAAGAGGCUCUCCCUUCAAGAAAACAUGUCGAUGCUGGUCCUUCAAGCUUUCAUCCUACUAAUCCCACUUCACCAGGCUCAAACACCAACUUCACAUACUGGGACUCUAGAGCUUCCCCUGAAGAUAUGGAAGAUAUGUGGAAUCAUCCCGAAGUAUGUAAAGAGUGGACAAAAUCCAAAGAAGAAAGGGGAAAGGUUCGUUUCUCACAAGAUAGUGAAAAGAGGCCUUACCUUUCUCGAGGGGAAAUGAAGGCUGUUGCAGAGAUUAUCGUUUCAGAGUACUUCAGCACAAAAGGAAUUAAAGUUCCUCUUGUUUGCGCUGUUGCUGAUACUGUGAGCAUGAGGUUUGUGAACGGUACUGGGAAGAAGGUGGGAAUUCUCGGAGUGGACUACAAUACUGCUGCCUGGUUAAACACGGAGCUUGGAUACCGAGCAUACAGAGUCGAUUCAGCAGACGAUCUAACCAAACCAUUUGUUUCUAUGUACUUCGGCGUAGCCUAUUUGGUUUGGUUAUCCGAGUACGAAGGACGGGAAAGGAGUAAUCAGUUCAUUAUCCAAGCUUAUAUCAAAGGUCCUGAGCACGUCGAUCUUGAGGCAUCAUCAUGUCCACUCUGGCUCAAGUUCGAACAAGCUCUGAGUUACUAUGAGGAGCCCAAGAGGGAUCAGGGAGGCUGCAUUAUCCUAUGAGACCACCGUCUAAUACAUACACAUAUGAUGAAAGAUUAAGGGUGUAUAGCCUGGAUUUGCGUUUGGCACUCAACAUUUCUUUUCUGCUGUUUCGUUGCUUAUAUUUUUUUCGUCCUUUCUAAUUCUUUGUCCUUGAUUGUUUUGUAUGUGAAUGACUGAUUAACAUUUAACAGCGUUAUAUAUAUCAAACGAAUGACUGGCUAAA
Molecule: messenger RNA, 1716 nt
Organism: Raphanus sativus (radish)
Lineage: Eukaryota; Viridiplantae; Streptophyta; Magnoliopsida; Brassicales; Brassicaceae
Exons: 13
Coding region: 216-1511 (431 amino acids)
Source: RefSeq, a predicted model, not a curated record